Pundamilia nyererei is the source of this 414-nucleotide messenger RNA. Its product is annotated as microsomal glutathione S-transferase 3-like. Gene Ontology annotation, cellular component: membrane; endoplasmic reticulum; nuclear envelope. The record is from RefSeq and is a predicted model, not a curated record. Gene Ontology annotation, molecular function: glutathione transferase activity; glutathione peroxidase activity. The transcript is spliced from 2 exons. Bases 127 to 399 code for a protein of 90 amino acids. Lineage: Eukaryota; Metazoa; Chordata; Actinopteri; Cichliformes; Cichlidae.
CGCGACAUUUUAUGUAACGUCUACUUAGCAGUACUGUUUACUUUGUCGCUUCCUCCUCUUUCCUGCGUUAUAAAAGCGGAGCGUGCGCACACCUCGCUGUUCACCUGAUUUGAUCGCAGGCUGAAAAUGGACGCGCUCACCGUGCUGCCAUCCAACUUCGGAUAUGUUAUCCUCACGUACCUUUACAGCUGGAUCAUGCUGGGGUAUUUGGCAGUUAAGGUUGGGGGAGCCAGAAAGAAGUACAACGUGAAAUAUCCCACCAUGUACAGCGACAAGGAGCAAGUCUUUAACUGCAUCCAGAGGGCGCAUCAGAACACCCUGGAAGUGUACCCUCAGUGGCUGGUUUUCCAGACCAUCGCAGCUCUUGUUUACCCGGUAAAUUUGAUCAUAUACACUUAAAUCAGUCUUCACUAC